Molecule: messenger RNA, 453 nt
Organism: Gigantopelta aegis
Lineage: Eukaryota; Metazoa; Mollusca; Gastropoda; Neomphalida; Peltospiridae
Product: snaclec 27-like
Exons: 3
Coding region: 94-453 (119 amino acids)
Source: RefSeq, a predicted model, not a curated record
CCCUGCGCUACUAGCCGGCAAAAGUUCAACUAUAUAUAUAGUGAGCUACGCAGUGAACCAUCAGUGGAAUAAAACACAGAUCAAGCUGUCAACAUGUUCGUGAUAUUUGUCUUGUGCUCGGUGUGUCUAACAUUUAUCAGCGGUCAGAAAGAGGACCCGGAUGUUUCCAGGUGUCCUGCUAAGCUGAUGAGAGACCAGUAUCUGAGAACACGAGGUGACCUAUGUUACAAGUUUGUACUCGACCAGAAUGUAACCCAGAUACAAGCGGAGCAGAAGUGCGCCCUGAAUGGAGGGACUCUCGUCACAGUGAAAAACACAAGUGUGGAGGAUUUCAUUGGAACCAUCAUGUAUUAUUUACACUUUGACGGACUGGUCUGGAUUGGACUCAACGAUAUUGAAACUGAAGGGAAGUACUACUGGAGCACAGGUAGAGACAUAUACGUAGAGACGUGA